Aethina tumida (small hive beetle) is the source of this 2377-nucleotide messenger RNA. RefSeq names its product probable cationic amino acid transporter (gene tadr). Gene Ontology annotation, molecular function: amino acid transmembrane transporter activity. Bases 168 to 2108 code for a protein of 646 amino acids. Gene Ontology annotation, biological process: amino acid transport. NCBI's taxonomy places the organism in Eukaryota, Metazoa, Arthropoda, Insecta, Coleoptera, Nitidulidae. Gene Ontology annotation, cellular component: plasma membrane. The transcript has 10 exons. The record is from RefSeq and is a predicted model, not a curated record.
UUGAUCCCUUGUUGCAGACCUAUGCAGAAAAACAAUUGUACUGGCACAGUAGAUUGGUCCAAUGAAAUACGGAAAGCAAAUGAUUUAUAUGAAUGGAAAACGUGAUCUUGUCGUGUUUUUCUCCAGUUGUAGUGUGAAAUCCUGUUGAGAUACAGAAAAGGACGACGAUGGGAAAUUUGCAGGACUUGUCCCACGGUUUGGUGCACUGGACUUUAGGGACGACAGUUUUAACGGCCCUGACGUCGUCCGAGUUUUCCGGAUCGGAAGCCAUCAUAGCAAUAGUCAUUUCGGCCUUGUCAUCAACCCUAACGGCUCUGUGCGGUUCAGCACUGGAAACAGAACAAACUUACAAUAAGAAAAAGUUCACGAGCGCGUUCUACUUCUUUAUAAUAUGGUUCGACGUGCUUUCCAACUUGACAGCUGCUGCAACUUGUUCGAGAUUAGCCAGUGCGACCGUCGAUUAUAUUAGUAGGGGACAUUUCAGAGAACUUUUAUUUGGUAUCGAGUCCCACUCUUUGGGUGAACCUUGGCCUGAUGUUUUGGGCGUUACCAUUAUCGUCGUGGUUUCGUUGCUCUUUAUGCUGGGGCUGGAGAAAUCAUCUACUAUAUCAUUGCUACUAUUCCUUACCGUGAUAACAACUUUUGUAUUUUUUAUAUCAAUCGGAAGUUUCCAUACCAUUUUACAAUUUACAAAAUGGUAUGAAAAUUUUAAGGUUCACUCCGUUAAAGGGGUGCUAACAGCAAGUGCAGUAUUAUCAUUUGCUUUCAUAAAUAAUUUAUCCAAAUUAGACAAGAAGCAAAUAUCUAAUUUAUUUUUGAUAACUCUAAAUUCAAUAAUAUUUUAUAUCAUAAUAUCAGCAUUUUAUACAUUUAUGACUAAUUAUAGAGAACUGUCUGGAACUGCGAUUCCGCUGGUGCGAGUAUUCGAGGCCAGAGAUGUUGACUGGGCAAGGGCUGUGAUGGCAGUUUUUACCAUAUGCAUUGUGUGUUUAGUAUUGACUGAAAUUUUACCUAAAACAUUUUCGACAUUUGUUAAACUAGCGAACAGAGACUGGCAAGUCUUUGUGUCUUCAAUGCAGUAUCAGAGCACAUUUACUGGAGCACCAGUAUUAGCCAUAUUUGCUGCGGGUAGCCUGGCUGCAAUUUUAGCGUUCGCUUGCCCGCUGUGGCAUUUAGUGAAGUUGCUUAACACUUCAAAUUUGUUAAAGUGCAUUUUUAACUUGUGUCAGUUGUUGUAUAACAGAUACAAGCCUGAAUUGUGCAGUGAUCCCUUGGUUUAUCACACGAACGUGCAAUAUCAGAAAUUAAACCAAAAUCCCUCCAAGAUAAUAAGGCCUUGUUUUAGCGACAAAUUUAAAUCAAUGUUUGGUGUAAAGCCAACCAGUUACAUAUCAAGAAUAAGUGUUCCUAAAAGUCGUACCUUUUUACUGAGAAACGUCAGUGGUGAGCAAGAAAGCCUACUUUUAGAUGAGUACAGCAAUAAAUCAGAACCUAUAGAAGAGGACAGUCAGUCGGACAAUGAGGAAAAUCAAAUUAUUUCCGGAAGUGAUGGCGAGGAAUCUACGGAUUCUACUGACAUUGAUGUCGUCGUACAGGAAUAUAAGGAAAAACUGAAGGUGGCAACAAUAACAAAGUUUAAUGAGAAAAUUCCUUCAACAAUUGUUACUUCUGUAAUAGUCGGUUUUUGUACGUUUAUAAUUAUUUUGGGAUCCAUUGGAUUAAGCCUAAUACUAUUUAAUAUAUACAUGUUUACUUGGCCUAGUAUUAUUGGAAUUAUGCUUUCCUACCUCAUCAUUCUUGUGAUGCCUCAAAACUCUAUAGAGAAGUCCAAUGAAUCAGCUUUGCUCUCUUGUAUUUCUUCUACAAACAUUGUAGUGUCUUUGACAAUAAACAUAGUUAUAUCAUCUACAAUCAUAAUAGAUAUUUGGCAGGGGAUUGUUUUCUGGUUGAUAGCAGGUACACUUUUGUUCUGGAGAUGCGAAUGUUGCACCUGUGAUGGCCUGGUGUCUAAUAAGUCUAAUGCAAAGGUCCACUGUGCCCACGUCCAAGAAGACGUCAUUUACGAGUACAAAGAGACACAUCCUGAUACAAUUUACGUAACCAGAUGACAUCACGAUUACCUCGAUGACGACAUUUUAUUGUCCGAGUCCGAGGAAGAUAUUUAACUUUUUUAGAUUAUUUAAAGUGAUAUAUUUUUGAAGAAAGAAGAUUUUUUAUAAAUGUAUUACUUAUAUCGAGGUGUUCACUAUUUAUCUAUGUUAUGGCGAUAAAGUGCAAUAAUAAAUUUUAUUGUUUUUUAUAUACGACAGAAUAUAUCAGAGAAGAAUAUAGUCAUAUUAUCAUCUAUUUGUUAAAAGUAUUGUGUCAUAAAUAUAUA